AAUCCCAAAAACUUUUUCCAACACAAAAGUGCUGCGGUCCUUUUUUUCCACUUCGGCUUUUGUUAUGUGACCACAAGUGGGAAAACAAGUGCGUCGCUUUGCUGUGCGUGUCGGUGAUGAAGUGAAUGUUAGUCACCGCUCGGGAGAAGGAAACUUGCGUGAGGAAAAAAAACCUUCAGGAAUGAUGCCUGUGAGACUGCAUCCCUCCCUCCAAAGUUCAGCUAAGGUGGCUAACGUUAGCUAGCGCAGAGGGAGAGAGAGAGAGAGAGAGCCUGCUGGCUGAUGUGAAAGUUUGGAUAAACUUUUUGUUUACUUGUUAAUACAAGCAGUGACAAACUACCUGACUCGUUGAGCAGGCCGUGAGGAUACAUAACAUCACGGACAACCGAAAACUCUCAUCCUUUGCUUGUUAUCGUCAUCAGACCAGGUUACAGUAUCAAGUUUUUUUUUUUUUUUUAGCAAAGAGGAGCUAGCUGACGUACUGCUAGCCUCUUGAAGUCAACCAGAGACAGUAGUAAUACACUCUCAGUGAAUAAUGACAUGACAACAACUCAAUAAUGGAGAGACUGCUGUAGCGUUACUGCAAAGUGGACACAGCUAUUCAUAUACAAACUGAUAAGUGUUCAUUGUUGUGGGAUGGCUAUUGAGGUAAAUAAAUGAGAAUGGGACAAUCGUGACCAUCAAAAGUGAUAUCUGAGUCGGAUGUACUUACUGGUGUGAUUGUCAUUACCUUAUCACCUCGGCUGUAAAAGUCUGUUGUAAUGGCAUGGUCAGACAGUCAACACAUUUGGCACUUUAAGUAAGGAGCUCUGUUGACUCUGGACCACUUUGUCAAGCUGUGUGACUUACAAAAAAAAAAAGAAGGUAUUUUCGUGAUAUAAGCCUUUGAAACCAAGCCACUCACUAUCAGCCUUGGAGUCAUCCUGCGUUAUUUACUCCACUGUUCACAACAUACAUCUUGGAUGAAGAGGACAGUGCCAUCAUGAAGGUUACCGUGACAUUUGGGCAAACAGGUGUGGUGGUGCCCUGCAAGGAGGGCUGGACUGUGAGGGAUCUCAUCCAGCAAGCAACGCAGAGAUACAGAAAACUCCUGGAACAGGAAGGAGAUUUCCUGGUUCGGACUCACCACGUUGAAUACUGUGAUGGGGGGAUUCUAGACCCUGAUGAUAUACUGAGUGACCUGGUGGAAGACAAGGACAAGCUGAUGGCGGUGUAUGAGGAGCAGGAAGCCCAGCAGAGGGGUGUGGCUAACACAAAUCUCACCCCCAGCCCUGACCUCUACCAACCAGAGCUCUCUGUCUUCCAGCCAAUCGCAGGAGGAGAGAUUGAAGUCAACUCCUCCGCCCUCAAGUCCAACACCCCUCUGUUGGUGAGGAGCAGCAGUGAGUCAGCCCUCGGCCCUCAGCCCGCAGAGACCGAAUCCUCCCUGAAUGAGGACACUGGUGCGAUGGCAGCCGGUCCUGCUGGGGAGAGACCAGCAGGGGUAGAGCGACCCCAGGGCAAACAUGCCUUCAGUGACAGCUUGACCAGAACAGUUGAGAUCUUGGGAGAGGACAGUCCCCUGGGAAUCCAUGUGGUUCCCUACAGCUCAUCGCUCAGUGGUCGGUCUCUCGGUCUGUACAUCCGUGGUGUGGAGGAGGAGAGUCGCUCGAGAAAGGAGGGCUUGUUUCAAGAGGAGGAGUGCAUCGUGAAGAUCAACAACACCGACCUCAUGGACAAGACUUUCAGCCAGGCCCAGGAAGUGUUCCGUCAGGCAAUGCGUUCCACAGUCGUCCGUUUGGAAGUAGUUCCCUCCUCUAACAGAGAACGCUAUGAGAAGAGUCUGAUUGGUCAGCUGUUUGGCAACGGUGCCGGUCCUGACAGCAGCCCCCGAGUCACCAAGACCAAAGAGCCACCCCCACCUGUCAAGGCCAAACCCAUCUUUAAGCCCCCUGAGAAUCCAUCCACGCGAUUGGUUGAUGAAGCUGCCUUAGUGGAAGCUAAUACACCAAAAGGGAGGAGUGACAGCCCUCUCUUUAAGAAGAGUCCCACCCUCUCCAACUUAGUGACCAACAAGAGAGGAGGACGCAGACUGAGGAUUGAUCUAAAGAAAGGUUCAGAAGGUCUUGGCUUCACCGUGGUCACCAGGGAUUCUUCAGUUCAUGGUCCUGGUCCCAUUCUAGUUAAAAACAUUCUGCCACGCGGAGCCGCUGUCAAAGAUGGACGCCUGCAGUCUGGAGACCGCAUACUGGAGGUCAACGGUGUGGACAUCGGAGGUGUGGGACAGGAGGAGCUGGUGUGUAUGCUACGCAGCACGCGUCAGGGAGAGAGUGUGUGUCUUGUGGUUCUACGGCAGGAAGAGAUGUUCCUGCCGCGAGAGAUGAGGGACGAGGUGUCCCGCGUGCCAGGCUUUGUGUCGGAGAACGGGAAGGAGCAGCUAACGUUCGAGGUGCCCCUUAACGACAGCGGCUCGGCGGGGCUCGGCAUCAGCCUCAAAGGAAACAAGUCGAGGGAGACGGGAGAGGACCUGGGAAUCUUCAUCAAAUCCAUUAUACAUGGAGGCGCUGCAUACAAGGAUGGGCGUCUGUGUGUCAACGACCAGCUGGUUGCAGUCAACGGAGAAUCUCUGCUUGGACGCUCCAACCACGUUGCCAUGGAGACGCUUCGUCGCUCUAUGUCACAGGAGGGAAACGUGAGGGGGACGAUCCAACUUGUGGUGCUAAGGACUCUGAAGGAUCAACAUGGAGUGUCACCCAAUCGCUCAUUUGACAGCUCCUCUGGCCUGUCAGGACUACUGAGCCCAGUGAACGGUCAGACCAACGGCCAUAUGAACCCUCCCAUUCUGGACGGCACUCUAUAUUCAUCCAACAUGACCAAUGGAAGUUAUUCUCACAUGGACGAAGAUGAAGACGGGGAGCUGUAUGGACAUGAGACAGAGUUCAGCUGCUCGACUCAGCACUCCUAUCUACAGGAAAGGGAAAACUGUCACAACUCUUGCAAAGCUCAGCCCCAGACUCCCGCCCAGAGCCAAGACCAGAACCAGAACCAGCGGCAGUUCCAGCACGUCAAAGCCUCAAAGAGCAUGGACCUGGGUAUGACUCAGAACCAGCAGCACACUGUCGCAGAUGAAAGCAACGUUGGAGCUUUGGUUGGAAGCCCUGCAGCUCCAUCAACGCCCGUAGAACUCGGACCUACCCUGGGCUUGAAGAAGUCUAGUUCUUUGGAGAGUCUCCAGACGGCCAUGUCGGAGGUGAACAGAAAGAACGAUUUCCUCCCCUUUCACCGGCCUCGCCAAAACAUGGUCAGGGGAAGAGGCUGCAACGAGAGCUUCAGAGCAGCUAUUGAUAAAUCUUAUGACGGGCCAGCUGAAGAUGACGAUGAUGAUGAUUCUGAGCAAAGUUCAGGCCGUGACACCCCUGCGAGUGGUUCGUCCCGCCAGGGAGCAGGAGAUCGGAUCGAAGAGAAAGGCAAAAAGGACAAGAAGAAGAAAGCGAAAACAAAGAAGAAGGAGAAGAAUAAAGGAAAAGCGAAAGAGAAAGAGAAAGAAAAAAAGAAAGCAGUGGAGCCUGAGGAGAUGGAGAAGAAGAGCAAGAAAAUAGGCUUCGGCCUGCUGAGAUUUGGGAAGAAAAAAGACGAGAAGAAGGAGGCCAAAGCAGCUCUGCAGCGACAGAAGUCUGACAUCUUGAGUGAUCACGAGUUUGAACGGAUGAAGGAGGAGAGGGAAAGAAUUGAGGCUGCUCAUCCUGAGCUGCGAGAGAACCGGUCAAAAGACCAGCAAGGUGGUGGAGUUGGAAUGCCAUUUCCAGACGUUGAGGAUGACGACACAGACCCGAACUAUGCCAGAAUACAAACUUUCAGGGAUCGUGAUCCCGGCUCGAUACCACAUCCACUGCCUAAGUCUCCCCCCUAUGGUACAAUACAACACACUUAUGCCCGCACCCCUUCCCCACAAGGCCCUUCUGCCUUUCCAGGAAAUCCUGGAAACAGCCCAGGAGCCAUCCCUGAUGAUGACCACAUUGAUAGGCUGUAUGCUAAGGUUAAUAAACCAAGGGCGGGACCUGGAACUGCAUCUCCUCCUCUUCCUGCAAUGGCCAAUGAAAGUGUGGACAGGAUCCAGCAGCUAAGGAGAGAAUACCAGCAGGCAAGGAGAGAGGGAAUUGUGCCACCUUAUGAAGAACUGGACCCACGACGCAGAGGACAUGAAAAUGACGCACACAGGAUGCCAGGCAGAGGUCCAGAUCCCCGGUUGGCACCGCGUUAUGAAGAGGUUGAACGUCAGUAUGCUUCCUUACCAAGGCGAGGUCCAUUGGAUCCAGCUGACCACCCCAUGCAGCCCUGGUCGGGUCAUUACUCUCCACCUCCCCAGACCCAACAAGCAUACCCCCAGUCCCCAUCCUACCACAACCCCAACUCUGCACCACCUUAUUCGGGCUACCCACCUGGCCAGCCAUAUGCACGGCCAGUGGACCCUCGGGGCAUGGACCCUGGGUACUACCCUCACCCAAGCUCCCAGCAGAGAGGCCCCUUACGGCAGGAUGUGCCCCCCUCUCCCAUCCCCCCUCUUCGUGGUCCACGGUACGACACUAUGACAAGAGGAUCAGGGGGAGGAGUCUACAGGUAGGGGAUUUGUGGAAGAACAUGAUUCCAGGCACAUGGUGAAUCCUAGUCCAGACCAAUAUGGCUACACUGGGGAGGGAGGAAGACAGCAACCGCAACACCAAACCAACCAGAGACAGAAGAAUGCCAUGACUGCAGCCGUGUAGACUGAUCAGUUCCAGAGAUGAAAAUGAGCAGAAUGCUUACUGCUUUGUGUUGUUUUCGCUGAUGCUGAUGCUUCUGGUACUGAAAAUGAAACAGAACUGACACCUCUAAAUGGUGUUAUUUGAAUCACCAUCAUUAUCAAACAUUGUCUGAGCUGUUUGAAGUAUAUGGUAAUACACAGACCAGCAAGGUAAAGGAGGUUAAUUAUAGAGUGGCCAGUGUGUGCAUGGUAUCUUGUUCUUUGAAGUCAUUUAAAUUGCUUUGAAUCUUCAGAGAGUACAAAUUGGCAGGGGUUUUACAAUUGACUAUGCUCUGCGCUACAAAGGUUUUGGAUCCAUUUAAAUGAAGGCAAUAAAGAAAUACAAGCAGCUCUACUCAUAUUAAAUUAGGUACUUUCAUUUCUACUGCUGCAUGAGCAAGACAAAUGAAUAUUUGAAAAAUAAUAUGUAACAUGUUUUGUUGCCCUGUGGCCAUACUGUACGUGGCCAAUAACAGAGAUCAGUGACACACUAAAGGGUCAGUAUUUUGGUUGGUUAAUCCCAGAUUUUAAAUGUAUGUUUACAUGAAAGCGUUUGGCAGGGUUUCAGCCACCUCUCAAAGUUGAGUUGAGAGAAGUGAAAAUGUUCCUGUGUUCUAAACCUGUGUGGAAAGCAAGAAGUCUUUCUUAACUUUGUAAGUAACCACUACUUAAAACAAAUUCUACAUUUGUAUAUUGAUCCAUCCCAGAUUCAUAAAAAAAACUCUAAAAAGCGUUUACAUUUCAGCCACGGAUAUGUUUUUAUCUAAAGUAAAGAAUUUGUCUGAAUUCCCCAAGCAGGGAAAACUCCCCUUUGUAAAAUAACGUGUUUUAUACUGGUGACUAUUCUGACGUUUAAAUGACAGUAUAUUUUUUAUCAAUGAUUUUUAGAAAGUUUAACAUGUCACACCAGGGCUCAGUCCCAAUAUACCCCUUGUCCCUAUCACUUAGCCCUACCCCUACAUUUUGAGCGUUCACGUCUAGGGGUAGGGCAUCCUGAUUCUUGUUGGACUGGAGGGGUAGGCUGAAGUCUUUAGUCUACAUGGCCCUUUAUACAGAGAUUCUUUAGAGGCACACUCCAGACCGGGUGUCAUGAGAAAUUUCCCAGAAUGCCUAUCCUUUACAUCGCCGCGUCUGUAACUACCGUCAAUGUCUACUGAUGACGUAUCAGGGUCUUAAAGGGUCGUCCCAUUAAGUAAGGGGAGUUUUCAACACUACCCCUUAUAACUCUGUUCAGAGGCGGAAACGGACACACUAGGUUGAGCCGUAUACUUUUCCUCUACUAAAAGUAUAAUCUAGUAACUCUUCAUAACAACCUCGAUGCAUGUGAAAAUUGUUCUUUACCUAACAAAGAGCAAUGUAUCAUUGUGCGAUGUGAGAAAUGAGAAAUGAGCAAAAAAGCCAAUAAUGUUGGUAAAGUUGAUUACUACACAUCAUUUAUAACCACUUUCCACUUAGAUGGACCACUGUGUUGUGUAUUAGUCCUGUACCAUUUUUACACUAGAGCAGAGUAGUUCCUGACCAUAAAAACAUUACUGUUUAAACAAAAGACAAAAAAGCCUCUCUUCUUUUGGCAGAUGUCCAGUUUCAAACUCAUUUUCACUCUGUAAAACCUUUCAGCCUCUUUCUUUGUGAUGUCUGUGUAUGCCAUGUACUGUAGUUGGAUGUAAUGGAUGAUCACUGCACAUAUCUGUGACCUGGUGGUGUAGGCGUCACUGUGUGCUAAAGUGGACACAAGUCCUGUUGAAACAUGGAUUGAGCCUCUGAGUGCUCUUUUUAAUGCUGCACCAAUGGUUGAUAUCCAUUUAGCCACUUACUGAACCAUCAAUUAAGUGUAACUAAAGAGUCAGAGCCUAGCUUAAUAGUUAUAUGUUUUAUCCCACAAAGCUCAGCAGUAUUCAUUUCAAUGGAGAUUAAACACUAAAAAUGACAUUUCAGGAUUAGGUGAAAUGCUUCUCUGUUAAUGUGACUGAGGAUGAAAUCCCACUGAAGUGAAUGUUGAGUGUCUUUUGACUGAAACCAAUGCAAAGAAUGUGAAGUAGAUUUCAUUUCAAAACCAUCUCAGUAGUAUGUUUGAUGGAUUUCGAUCGUGAUGAAAGAGGGAAGUCGCAAGUUGGAUGAGAUGAGUUAAAAAAUAGAGACGAAAAACAGUGAAAGGACGGAAGAAAGGACCGGAAAUGGGGGUUUGGUAGUGAAGCAAGGAAGGGGGAAAUAAACUUUAGUAUGUAGGGAAGGAUGAAGUGUAUCGCUAAAAAGAGAUUAAAGAAACAAACAUUAGGCUGAAAUAAUAGAAGGGUGGAGGAAGGUGGGAGAAUUGGUAUGAUCAGAUGCAGUGCAAUGACCCAAAAGCCUUUGUGGUUUGAGUCGGAGAGUUUUCAAACAAGAGCAGAACAAAGAAGAAGGAUAAAAGUUCAUAACAAUCUGGGCGUCAGUUGAAAUUCAGUAGGAGGAGGGUCACUGGAGUGGGCUUGUAUUGAUUGAAUGCUGUGACUGUGGGAAUUACUAACAAAUACUUUCUUGUGCUGUUAUGAAUUUAAAGAACCAGUUUGAAAAAUGAGACUUUCAAAUAAUACUGUCAAAGUGUAAUGAAUGUACCAAAAUAUGCCAUAUUUUAUGGAGGUUGGCUUGGUGGUCAACUCACAGAGAGCUAAUGUCAAAACAAUCCAAAUGCUUUAUGAGCUCAUUCUCUCCAAGUUAUUAUUCAGUGCGUUUACAUGCCGUUAGAAAAAGUCAAUUUAUUGUGUGUGGUCUGACUUAAACUGGAUUUUUAAAAUAAGCGUAAACAUGUUAGUCCGACUGAAAUGGUACUCAAUUGAAUUUCUAGAAGUUGGACUAAAACACCUAGAAAAUGAAUGAAUAAUGAAGCUGUAGGUUGAAUAAAUGUUGCGUAUAAACACCUCAAUCAGACCCAAACUGGACUAGGUGUUCUGCACAUGCUCCACAGUCCCCACACCGGACUUUUACCCCGGAAGUCAAAUUUAAUAAGUGUGUAACAUGGCAUCACAUAUCACCGUAAGCUAGAAGGAUAGCGUCCAUGGCAUUAGAAUCAAAAGUAAAGCACAGAGUAUGUACGAAAUGUACAGAGCUGUAAAAAUGUUUUCAUUUUCACCGGUCAACAUACAACCACCACUUUGCCGUUUGCUAACUUGCUAACUCAUUAACAAGGUCAACCGGAAGCAGGUCCAAUAGUAAGGAGCUAAUAGGGGCAAUAUAUCGCCACCUUCCGUAUCAGAGUUGCACAUUUUUCACUCAGUAAAUCGAAUCUCCCUCUGUGCAUGUAUACUGGGACAGUAUUCCAAUUCAAUGGCCUAAUGGAGCUUAGCUGAGCCUAGCUCUGCUUAACUGUGCAUGUGAACGUACUUAUUGGCUAGUACAGAAGCACCAACAGUAGAGGAGUAAUGUUCCUAGCCUUACUCUAGAUGUGAAACAUUUCAAUCGUUUAAAAUGAAGUUGUUGUUUUGAAUGUACUGGAGAACAGUUAAAGUUAUAUACAAUCUGAUCAGAAAAUAGCAGAUUGGGUAUACUUGUAUUCUGAAUCUGUAGCCAGUAUACCAAACCAGUGUUUGCUGUGCAGAACCAAAAGGUCAGUUUAGAUUAAUUCAAUCCAUUAAAGGGUUAGCAUGAAGAAAAGAAGAAAAUCAUCAACUGGUGUCUCCUUGACUAAUUAGGCGUCAUUGUGAAAUCAAGAAUGUAUUGCACGUCUUUAGGAGUGAACGAUCACAAUGCAAACAUCACAGCUCUCUUAUAACUGUGUGUAUCUGAAUGCUGGGUCGGUGCCUGGUGGAGCUUUGCUUUGAGCGGCAGUGUUUUGAGAUGUGAACAUUACAUGAAGCUGUAUUAUUUUUACUCCUGUUAUGUUAGCACACGAUUUGCAUGUAUGUUAAUCCUCACAAGCAUUUUUUUUAUAUCUAUAUAUUUCUUUUUAAUGAUAGUCUGUGUUGUUAGUUUGGCUAAACAGAGCGUCAGAGUGUUUGACCAUUGUUACCCUGCAGUUACGCAAAAUCACACACUGCAUUUGUAUUUCCUCUAAAGAAGUUCAUGUUUUAUAUAAACAUCUUCAUUGAAAUCAUUUACUAAAAGUGAAUACACAUUGGUUUGCAUAGCAUGGUUAACAAAUCAGACACUCUGUCAUGAUGGCUCUUUGGUUUUUGUCAGUAUGGUUCGACUUGCACAAGCUGAAGGUACUAUCCAGAGUCCUGGAUAUGAAGACAUUUGGUACUCCUGGUUCCUCCUUUGAAGAAACCAGUUAAUGAAGGAACCAACUAAACAACCUCUCUGUCGUAGAAGUCUUAACAUUUACUUUUAGACUGCUUGUAACCAAAAAUCCAUGAAAAUAAAAAAAACUCUUAUUUUGUAAUGAAGCAAUAACAAUGAUUUGUAUGACUGUUUUCCUACAUUUUAUAUUUAUAUAUAGAACAACUCUUUUGCAUUAAAAGAUUCAUUUGAAAACAG
Molecule: messenger RNA, 9208 nt
Organism: Labrus mixtus (cuckoo wrasse)
Lineage: Eukaryota; Metazoa; Chordata; Actinopteri; Labriformes; Labridae
Gene: pard3bb
Product: par-3 family cell polarity regulator beta b
Exons: 26
Coding region: 983-4600 (1205 amino acids)
Biological process (GO): microtubule cytoskeleton organization; establishment of centrosome localization; intracellular protein localization
Cellular component (GO): cell cortex; apical plasma membrane; apical junction complex
Molecular function (GO): protein binding; phosphatidylinositol binding
Source: RefSeq, a predicted model, not a curated record